UGGAUGUGACAGAGGCCUCGGUGUACUCAGGAGUUUGUACAGAGAUCUUCAAAAGAGAGUGUGUGAUCUUCCAGAAACCAGUCUACUGCUUUGUUCAUCUGAGCAUUCAGGAGUUUCUGGCUGCAGUCUACAUGUUCUACUGUCAAAACAACAGAAAGACAGAAGUGGUGAAAGACCUUCUGGGGCAAUCCUUAAAAGAAAAAAAACACAGUCACCUAACCCUAAAGUCAUUUAAAGGGAAAAUUGUUAGGUUUUUUGGACAUGCUUCAUCUCAGGACAGUCUUCAUCAAUUUAAUGAUCAGCGUUUCCCAUCUCUAGAUGUCUUUCUCAGCAGAGUUGCAGGGAAAUCCCUCGAGAGUAAAACUGGUCAUCUGGACAUGUUUGUUUGCUUCCUUCAUGGCCUCUGUCUGGAGUCCAACCAAAGACUCUUAGGAGGUCUGCUGGGUCAGACAGAGAUCAGUCCAGAAACCAUCCAGAGAGUCAUCAACAACCUGAAGGAGAUGAACAGUGAUAAAAUCUCUCCUGACAGAAGCAUCAACAUCUUCCACUGUCUGAUGGAGAUGAACGACCUCUCAUUAUUUCAGGAGAUCCAAGAGUUUCUGAAGUCAGAGAACAGAUCAGAGGAACUCUCUGAGAUCCAGUGCUCAGCUCUGGCCUUCAUGCUACAGAUGUCAGAGGAGGUUCUGGAUGAGUUGGACCUGCACAAGUACAACACAUCAAACCGGGGACGGCGUAGACUGAUUUCAGCUGUGAGGAACUGCAGAAAGGCUCGACUGGCUGAGUGUGGACUCUCAGAUACUCACUGUGAAGCUGUGGCCUCAGCUCUGAAGUCCAACCUCUCCCAUCUGACUGAGCUUGACAUGAGUAACAAUGACCUGCAGGAUCUAGCAGGGAAGCUAUUGUGUGCUGGACUGGCGAGUCCAAACUGUCGACUGGAGACUCUGAGUCUGUCAGGCUGUCUGAUCACAGAGGAAGGCUGUACUUCUCUGGCCUCAGCUCUAAGCUCUAACCCCUCCCAUCUGAGAGAACUGGACCUGAGAUACAAUCAUCCAGGGGACUCAGGAAUUAAGCUGCUGUUGGCUGGACUGAAGGAUCCAGGCUGGAGACUGGACACUCUCAGGGUGGAGCCUGCUGGAGUCCGAUGGUUGAGACCAGGUCUGAGGAAGUGUAAGUGUGUUUUUAAUGGGAUUCAUGAAAACCAAGCAGUGCAGACAAUCAGCCCGUCAAUUGGUCUUGGAGUGGUCAUGGGAUCUCCAGGCAGCCAAUCGUCCGCGAGGUCUGACACACUGUGA
This is a messenger RNA of Oreochromis niloticus (Nile tilapia), 1292 nucleotides long. Its product is annotated as NACHT, LRR and PYD domains-containing protein 1-like. The record is from RefSeq and is a predicted model, not a curated record. NCBI's taxonomy places the organism in Eukaryota, Metazoa, Chordata, Actinopteri, Cichliformes, Cichlidae. Gene Ontology annotation, molecular function: protein binding. The coding region runs from base 132 to 1292 and encodes 386 amino acids. The transcript is spliced from 5 exons.